Messenger RNA from Electrophorus electricus (electric eel), 2267 nucleotides. The record is from RefSeq and is a predicted model, not a curated record. Lineage: Eukaryota; Metazoa; Chordata; Actinopteri; Gymnotiformes; Gymnotidae.
UUAUUUCCUUAGUAGCCUAGUGUUAUGUAGAAAGUGCACAUAGCUUGCUUAGAGGCUAUAACUUUCCUGUCAGCAAUAGGUAUUUGUUCUACUCACUGAAGAACAUGUUCCCAAGGUCUCCAGUCUUCCCCCAUAAACAUGGGCAGGCAAAUAGUUUAUUUAACCAAAGCCUUUUACCUCUUGGUUUCUCAACACAAAGAGUUGAGUCGCAUAUGAACCUAGCUAAUACAAAUUUCCAUGGCCAGCCUCUGAAUGUGUUCCCUCUCAUUCCAACUUACCAGUGGAAGUCUGCACCUGACAUUCCUUGUGCCAGCCCAAAUGGGUCCAGAACAAAAAACAGGAAGAGGAAAAAUGAUGGCAACAGUCAGUAUGAGCUGAAGAGACAGUGCUUAAAUUCUCCAUGCUUCAUGAAAAAGCCAGCCAAAACCUGCAGCUUUAGCCCUGCGCAUCAGGGAGAGCAAAGGCCAUCCACACAGUCUCUCGGCAAGAUCUGCUCUCCUAUCCACUCUCCUGUGCACUGCCCCACCACCUCUAAACCAACAGGCUGUGUGCCACCUCUCAGAGAGGAGGCCACUCAAAACUCCUACACCCCUCUUCCAGCAUUGUGCCUCAAAGACAAGCUGAGCGAGCAGAUGCUGGAGCUUUUCCAUGCUUGCGAGCAGCAGAAUGAGGACCUGGAUAAGAAGGAAUCUUGCCGUACACAGUUACAGAAGGACAUCCAGAGACUCUUCCCAUGUUCGAGGGUGUUCCUGGCAGGUUCAUCUCUAAAUGGCUUUGGUAGUCGUACCAGUGAUGCUGAUCUGUGUCUUGUAGUUCAAGAGGGCCCUGUAAACCAGCAAAUAGAUGCCAUAUACAUAUUAAGUCUUGUGCAGACGUUGUUAUACAAACUGUCUUACAUUGAGAGACCUCAGCUCAUUCGAGCGAAAGUGCCCAUACUGAAGUUCAGGGACAGAGUCAGUGGUGUCGAGUUUGAUUUGAAUGUGAACAACAUUGUUGGCAUCAGAAACACCUUCCUGCUACGGACAUAUGCAUACAUUGAAAAACGGGUUCGCCCCAUUAUACUUGUGAUCAAAAAGUGGGCCAGUCAUCACCGAAUCAAUGACGCAAGUCGCGGGACUCUUAGUAGCUACACACUCGUACUCAUGGUCCUACAUUACCUCCAGACCCUCCCAGAACCUGUCAUUCCCUGCCUUCAAAAGGAUUAUCCAGAGUGUUUCAGUCCAGUAAUGGAUAUCCAUCUUGUCCCAAAUGGACCUCGGGAUAUUCCCCCCUUCGUGUCAACCAACCAGUCAUCUCUUGGAGACUUAUUGCUCGGGUUCCUGAAGUACUAUGCCACAGUCUUCAGGUGGGACAAGUAUGUGAUCUCUGUGCGUGAGGCAAAAGCUGUCCCCAAGCCAAAUUGCAGAGAAUGGAAAGACAAGUUCAUCUGUGUGGAGGAACCAUUUGAUGGAUCAAACACAGCCAGAGCAGUUCACGAGAAAAUUAAGUUUGACUUCAUUAAAGAACAGUUCAUAGAGUCCUGGCAGGUUCUGCAGGCCAGGAAAGAUCUGAACUCAAUUUUACCCCUUAGAGGGACAAGGCCGAAAAGAUAACCUGACUCAAAGCUUCCUUCAUGACACCCUUUGACAAGAACACUGAGAAAAUAAAUUAAGAAUAAUUAUGGGACUCAAAAAUCUUCAGUGACGUUUUUGUAUUGUGGAAGAGUUUUAUAACAAUUUAAAACUUUGAUAUUUCUGUACCCAUGGAAAAUUUGUGGUUUGUAUAAUUUAUAUGUCUUGGAAGGUUCACCAAGAUUAAGGUUAAAGUUUGUAGACCUUGAACAUCAGACAUCAGACCCGAAGUAGCAACAAGUCUCCCAACAAACGGUCCUCUGCUGGAAUGCCAUUCACUAUUUCACUGAGAUUAAGAGGGAGCCCUAUAUGCAUGUCAGGUAAAUGGCCAAUUAAUGUUAAUUUCUGUACCUAAACAAAGUUUGGUUCAUUAAUCUGUGGUAUUUUCCCAUUGUUCAGUGAAAGUUGAUACUACAGCUGAUCCCAGCUUUUGUUUCUGGCUUUGAAAGUUGAAUUCAUACAGACAAUUUAUAUGAUUUACAUUUCUUCCUAAAGCUAAGUAUUAUAAAAAGUCACUUUUUGAAACAUGACUACUUUUAUUGCAAUUAUGUACAUUGUUGGUGGUGUUUUGUUCUGUCACUUGUACAUUUUGUACAGUCUUUUAAUGUUUAUUUAAAUGAUUAAAAUGUUGAAUAUCGUCUAUCUGUUACUUGUGCA